UGUUGCUAUCGGGUGGCUUGGCAUUUCAUUUCCUGAAGUCGCGCCUUGUUUCGCUCAAGUCAAAGCCGCCGUGGGAAAUCGGUCGUUCUCGCUCGCUACACAUCGCCCAUCUCCAAUAAUCCUCUUUGGAGCAGCAACCGACAACAUGCCUAAGGCCGUCAGCAAGUCGAAGAAGCCCGCACCGGCUCCCUACCCCGCCAAGGGUCAGGCUGUCGCUAAGAAGGCCAAGAACCCCUUGAUCGAAAAGAAGCCCCGCAACUUCUCCAUCGGUGCGGACAUCCAGCCUAAGCGUGACUUGUCCCGCUUCGUCAAGUGGCCCCAGUACGUCCGUCUUCAGCGCCAGAAGACUAUCCUCAAGCAGCGUCUGAAGGUCCCCCCCGCAAUCAACCAGUUCACCAAGACCCUCGACAAGAACACUGCCACCCAGCUGUUCAAGGUCUUGAACAAGUACCGCCCCGAGUCUAAGCAGGAGAAGAAGACCCGUCUUACUGCCGCUGCCGAGUCCGUUGCUGCCGGUAACAAGGUUGACCAGGGAAAGAAGCCCGUUGUCGUCAAGUACGGUAUCAACCACAUCACUGCACUUGUUGAGGCCAAGAAGGCUCAGUUGGUCGUGAUUGCCCACGAUGUUGACCCCAUUGAGAUCGUCAUCUGGCUCCCGGCUCUCUGCCGCAAGAUGGGUGUCCCAUACUGCAUCGUCAAGUCCAAGUCCCGUCUCGGUACCGUCGUCCACAAGAAGACCGCCACCGCCCUCGCCUUGACUGACGUGAAGCCCGAGGACAAGCACGAGCUCGCCUCCGUCGUCAGCGCUAUCAAGGGUGCCUACAACGACAAGUACGAGGACCACCGCAAGACCUGGGGUGGAGGCAUCAUGGGCCAAAAGUCCAACAACGCCACCGCCAAGAAGGAGGCCCGUGCCGCUCGUGAGAUCAAGGUUUAAAUCCAAACCCCUUGAUUCUUUGACGACCCGAUUCUGCCAUUUCGUUCUUUGUACUUGUACAUACCCGAAACGAUGUGAAUACAAUGCACGUAAUGAUGGACAGCCACUCUAAUUUAUUCACAAUUUUGAUA
This is a messenger RNA of Fimicolochytrium jonesii, 1068 nucleotides long. Its product is annotated as 50S ribosomal protein L30e-like protein. Gene Ontology annotation, biological process: ribosome biogenesis. The coding region runs from base 146 to 937 and encodes 263 amino acids. The transcript has 5 exons. The record is from RefSeq and is a predicted model, not a curated record. NCBI's taxonomy places the organism in Eukaryota, Fungi, Chytridiomycota, Chytridiomycetes, Spizellomycetales, Powellomycetaceae. Gene Ontology annotation, cellular component: ribonucleoprotein complex.